UAACCGAUAUUUUUGAUACUCAUUCUCAGCCAAUCACCACAAACAAAGUUAACAAUAAUUUGGGGACACAUUUAAAUGUGUGUUUCCUUGUUCCUACGUUCUUCUUUGUCUCCUCCUUGGUCGUCUUUUCCCACUGAAACUCAAGAGCAAUGUCACUGAGGCCCACUUUAUUGUACCGACCCAACUUCAACUUUUUUCCCAGUAACACUCCUAAGCUCAAGCCUAUAAAUUCUUCGAAGUUGUUUGUUGAUUCAUCUGUAUCAAAGUUGAGUUCUUUAGGUGGGUUUGUCUCAAACAAAGGUUUUUCUGACAUAAAUUAUAGAAUGUUCGGUACCAACAACAUGGUUCAAUUGAAUUCAACUUGUUCUCUCAGAGGUGAUGAGGGCGAUGAAGGUUUUCAAGUGCUUGAACAGGAAGCAGUUGUUAAUGGGUUGUCUAAGUUAAGUCCAGAAUUUAAGCCUGAUGGGCUGGAAGCCACCCUCAAUCGAUCGAGCAAGUGGCUUGUAGCUGCCCUUUUUGGUGGUGUCAUUCUUUGGAGGCAUGAUGUAGAAGCUAUGUGGGCUGCUAUGGGGUCUGUUGUAAAUGUGAUGCUCUCACUUAAGCUCAAACGUAUACUAAACCAAGAGCGACCUGUUUCCACAUUGAAAUCUGACCCUGGGAUGCCAUCUUCACAUGCGCAAUCCAUUUUCUUCACUGUCACGUUUACUUUUCUGUCAAUUAUUGAAUGGCUAGGGAUAAACGAAAUCACCAUAGCAAUCGGUGUUCUUGCCUUGGCAUUUGGUUCUUACCUUUCAUGGCUACGGGUCUCACAACUCUUUCAUACAGUAAGCCAAGUUGUCGCGGGAGCUGUCUUGGGAACCAUUUUCUCUAUUCUGUGGUAUUUUUCUUGGGAUGCUAUUGUGCUAAAAGCAUUUAACUCCUCAUUCUGGGUUCAAGCAAUUGUUGUUCUGGGAGCUGCUGGAUUUUGCCUAGGCUUUCUUGUACACGUAGUUUGUUAUUGGCUUAGGGAUGAGGAUGAAAUCUCUAAAUAGAAAGAUGCCUUGCAAAGCGGAGACUCAAAUUUUCAAAGUAGCUUAAGUAAUGAAGCAUGAAAUGUGUGCGUGUGUGAGCAUACACACAAGUGCACACAUCAUGCAGUAAAGGCCUGAGCCUUUUAUCUUACAAAUUAGAUGGUAGCGUCAGAGAACUGCCAACUGCUUGGAAUACUCCUUGUACAUCAGAGUAGUUAGUGUCAUACUGAAAAUUUCAUUGAUUUAGUGUAUGUAAUUGUAUCACAGAUUAAUGGAACUUGUUUGGGGUCUGGAUAUACCAAGUGAUUCAGACUUCAGAGUAUUUUAUUGUA
Messenger RNA from Quercus robur (English oak), 1342 nucleotides. RefSeq names its product lipid phosphate phosphatase epsilon 2, chloroplastic. Lineage: Eukaryota; Viridiplantae; Streptophyta; Magnoliopsida; Fagales; Fagaceae. Gene Ontology annotation, cellular component: endoplasmic reticulum membrane; intracellular membrane-bounded organelle. The coding region runs from base 150 to 1031 and encodes 293 amino acids. Gene Ontology annotation, biological process: protein N-linked glycosylation; lipid biosynthetic process. The record is from RefSeq and is a predicted model, not a curated record. Gene Ontology annotation, molecular function: dolichyldiphosphatase activity. The transcript is spliced from 4 exons.